GCAGCGAAACUAAGCAUGCGCAGAAUGUAACUAUGGUUACCUAGAAGUCUAACAGAAGAACAUGGUGAAGAGUUGACUUUCCACAGGCGUUAUUAAUUGCAACUGUAAAGUCAGAACAUGUUCGCGAUGGAUUUCCCAGUGGACGGCUCCAGAGAGAAGGCUGUGGAGGGCAGACGAGCCGCCGAGGCUGAGCGCAAGGCCCGCAUCUUCAGCACACGGAGUCGGGUGAUGGGCGUGGAUCUGAGUACUUUGGACCAGCAGGUGGAGGAGAGACAACUCAAACGAGACGCAGAGAGACAACGAGAAAAAGCUUUCGGGCACCUGAGAAGCAGUCAAGAUAGAGCGCAACUGGAACAAGACAGAGAAGAGCAGGAAAACCUUUCUGCAAUAAAUAGUGACCUUGCUCAGUAUUGGGCCACUCAUCAGCGAGUAGAAGAUUCCCGUGAUGCCGAUCUCAUAUGUUACCAGCAGGGGGCGUCCAAGUUCACGAUCCCUGAGGAUGAGCUUGGGCCAUCCAGUAUGCAAGUUUUCCUGGGAGAGGAUGCAGAAGCUAGCCAAAGGAGGAGGGAACAGAUAGUGACGACGGAGAGAGAGUUGCAGGCGCAGAAGGAGGACGCAGAGACGAGGCGAACGAAGGAGAAGUGUAUCGAGGAUCUCGUGAUGAAGACACUAGUGCAUCAAGACCUGAGGGCGGUUGAACUGGAAGCACAGGAAGAAGAGUGUAGGAGAGCUGUCCGCAUGGCGCUCAGCAACUACAAUCAUGCCCUGGCUGCGGAGCGGACGGAGACACUGAGGCAGCAGCACCGGAAGGACGAAGGGCAGAGUCUGGCCGAGAUGGGCCACAUGGUGACCUCCGACAUACUGACCGAGUGCCCCGAGGCGGCAGAGAGGGGGCAGGGCCGGGUGCUGACGGACAGGUGGCGGGGGAUGACUCCUCAGCAGCUGAGCGCCAUCUAUAGGGAGAGGGAGGAACAGCGGCUCGGCAGACAGAAGCAGCAGGAGACUGAGAGGGCGAGGGAGGCCGCCUGGGACCUUGAGCAGAUGAGUCUGGCCAGGAGGGGGGAGGAGGUGGAGAGGAAAGAGAGAGAGCUGCAGAGAGAUAGGAAGAUUCAGCUGGACCAGUACAACAUGCGGCUAGCCAGGGAGCAGCAAGCACAUCAGGAGCAUCUGGACAAGAAGCUGUACACCAACAAGCCCAGUGGAGACUAUUUUAACCAGUUCAACACCACCUCACGCUAAGUACUGCAGCUCACACGAGACUCUGCCAACCUCCCCUGAGUAUACCUAUAGAUUUGCAGCAAAUAAAGGGUGUAUUCCUCUCCUGCAAAUCUGAAGUGUAUUUAAUUUCUUUUUGGGGGUUUGUAAAUGAUGAUGCGAUGGGUAUGUUGGCGAGAGAACAGGACUCGUCUUUUGCAACUGAUUGAUCCAGGUACUUUAUUAGUAAUCAUUGUAUAUCGAGUUACAGUGGUUGAUUCAUAAUGCAGAUACAAUAAUAAUUGGCCCCAUAGGUCGUCCACAUGUCCAUCCUGGUGAACCACCCACCGACUCCAAAACCUGAAGUCCUGAACCCCCCCCCCCCCCCCCCCCCCCCCCGUACCCACAUCACAUUGAAGCCAUCUGAGUUAGUUUUUGUUACAGUUUCUCGUUAAUGCAGCAAUUCAUUUUUUAUUUCUAUUUUGUACGGUUUUCUUUUUAUGGUCUAUAAAAAACGAGAGGGGGGGGGGGGAGGUUACGGCCACGGAGAAGCAAAGGUCAGCGACCCCUAGUUCCUCCUCUGCACAUGGAAAGCAGAGAGUGCAUAUCGGUGGAGUGAAUAUCUGCGCACGUACGUAUACUCAUUAUGCUCAUCCGAAAGCCCACAUUACACGCCCGGACACAGACAGAACAACACAACACACGUUUAGCAGCAGGUAGUCUAGAUAGAAUAUUGACGUGGUGUUUUGUUUUUUUAUCCUAUAGCAUCACUUUUGCGUCACCUGAAUGUAUGAAAAUAGAUUUUCUAAAAGUUUCUGUCCUGAGUGUGUCUGCACAGCAACAAGGAGGCCAAAUCUCUUAACCAGCUCAAUGCUGCGUCACGAGCUCCACACCCGUUCCCAGUGUGUUUUUCCUAGAGGGAUCGGCAACAAGUGAAUACUUGGCCAGUAUAGGCGGGCAGUUGUUGUUGGAGCAGCGGGUGCAGAGACAGCGACAUUGCAUAUAGCUACUCCCUGUGGCAUUCCCAAAAGCGCCUCACUUCGUACUUUUACCUCAUAACUGCAUCAGACAAAGACUCCACAGAUUCUCACAGCACUGCAAUGCUUCAACGGUUUAUGGAUGGCGGAUGCGAUGUAAGCGUUAGUUUGGACUUAUACUACUAUCACUAAAUGACGAUUUUAAAUGUACAAUUUUUCUUUUCUUUUUUAAUAUCCGAGUGUUUGCAAACAUUUAAGAAACAAUUGGGGAUUUUUUUUUUGUCUUUGAUUCAUUUUUUUCUCCAACUAUGAACUAGUUUGUUUUGUUAGAACAGAAAAAAAGGAAAGAGUUGAUUCAUAACUACAAUAUUUGUAAGUAAAUUCAACAAGAUUUAAAUCUGCACAUUUCAUUAUCAAACAAACUCAACCAAAGCACUCUUUAAGGGUUGUAUUUACAUUCAAUAUCUUAAAAGCUCUCCUUCCCAGUCUUGCUAUAUUCAUACCAAAAUACCUCCAGCUCCACAAUUACUUUCGUCAUAUUUUCAACACAAACAAAACAUUUUUGGCAUGAAAUAAUAUUUGUACCAAGGCUUAAAAUAAUACAUUCUACGUUCAGUUUUUCUUUUUGUAAUGUAAAUGCUAACGGCCUACAUAAAAUAUACAUCAACAGGGCAUGAUUAAGCCUGUUUCUUAUGAUCAACUAGCAAUAAAAUAAAGUAGGUUGAAGAAAUAAAAAAAAAGUGUUUGCCCACGAGAGUCAGCUGUACACAUACAUAAACACUGCUCCUUACUCGGCUAUGCGUUGUGCGAUGGUCAUGUAUACAAAAGUUUGAUUAGAGAGACAACAAUUGUUUUAAUACACCAUAGAAAGAGGACACGGACAGACACAGAAAGCUACACAGAAGUCUCUACACAAAGAAAUUACAAUAUCAUACCAAUAAUGACAUCACACUUCGGAUGACAAAGGCGAGAAUAAUGACAUCUGCCUGGCGUUCGAUGCAGACCCAACAGGCACAAGAACCUAUAAGGAGCAUGUACAUAUCUAUAAUACUGUAAUAUGGCUAAAUAGAUAGGUGUAGAUGCGAAUAUAUACACAAGAUGCGCAAUUCAGCAUGUCAGAGUUUCUCCGAUGCAGCCAAUGCUAUUUAUAGUGAGAAACUUGACUUGAGUGUGUCGUUUUUAGGGAAUAAAUCUGGGUGUAUGAGAGAUGUGAACAGAUGAGGUUGAGUGCUGGACACUAAAAUUAACCUGAACAAUUAAAAACAAAGAAAAAAAAUCAAUCAAAUGACAUAAAAAAAAGUAUUCAAAAAAGUUUGUAGAAAAAUAAAAAUGUCAUUGGCAAUUAGACGUGUAGACAUCGAAUGGUUCUGGAAAUAGAAACAUGUGAAAUAAUACAAAACGGGAUAAUAAUAAAUCGAAGUUCUAAGACAUCCACAUCUGCUCAGUGCUGUCUGUCCCCCUUCACGGGCCCCCCCAAAAUGUCCCCUCCGUUUGAACGCACCACUCUGCAGCUCGACAGGAACAUACCUUAUGUCCCUCCUCCUACCUAACUGUAUGGCAACACACAACGCCACAUGAUUCAUUUUAGGGAGAGACCAACGAGAGGAGGGAACUUUUGUAUCACGCAGGUA
Molecule: messenger RNA, 3802 nt
Organism: Gadus macrocephalus (Pacific cod)
Lineage: Eukaryota; Metazoa; Chordata; Actinopteri; Gadiformes; Gadidae
Gene: ribc1
Product: RIB43A domain with coiled-coils 1
Exons: 8
Coding region: 118-1239 (373 amino acids)
Source: RefSeq, a predicted model, not a curated record